AUGGAGGUAGCAGAAGAUGUGAAGACAUUGCCGGACUAUUUAGAAGAGGCUGAAAGGACCUACCAGAGACGGAAACUGAAGUACCAAAGCUUCUUCCUUAAAGGUGGGAAGUCUGCUGGUAGCUGGGAUGCUUUUGGGAGGAAUCUCUACUACAUUUCAAAAGGAAAAAAGAGCUGGUAUGAUGCUGAGGAUUUCUGCCAGUCCAGAGAUGCCCACUUAGCCUCCAUCCUGACUGAUGAAGAACAGAACUUUGUCACUUCUCUGCUCGGUGACCCCACUUGGAUUGGCCUUACAGAUGAAACGGAGGAAGGCAAAUGGAAAUGGACAGAUGGCUCCCAAUUUGAAAAACAGUAUUGGUCUGACAAACAGACGGCCUACAGACGGCACAACAGAGAAACAGAGCAGGACUGUGUUUCCAUCGUGCCUGCAAGUAACAAAUAUAACUGGAACGAUGCCUACUGUCAUGAACAGCACAGAUGGGUUUGUAAGGAAAACCUGGAUAUUGAAAAACUGUAAG
Messenger RNA from Lacerta agilis (Sand lizard), 517 nucleotides. RefSeq names its product C-type lectin domain family 4 member F-like. Gene Ontology annotation, cellular component: external side of plasma membrane. Lineage: Eukaryota; Metazoa; Chordata; Lepidosauria; Squamata; Lacertidae. The record is from RefSeq and is a predicted model, not a curated record. The coding region runs from base 1 to 516 and encodes 171 amino acids. The transcript has 4 exons. Gene Ontology annotation, molecular function: carbohydrate binding. Gene Ontology annotation, biological process: biological process involved in interspecies interaction between organisms.